AAAGAUGGCGGCGGUCGCGACGAGUCGUUGGCUGCGGUUCCGCUGCAAGCUUUGCCCGACCUUAAGGGGUCAGCGGGCAGGUCCGUGUGGACAGACUCCCAGUUGCAGAUUUUAUUCUGGAAGUGCAACCGUCCCAAAGGCUGAAGGAGCUAACGUAACAGGGAUUGAAGAAGUGGUCAUUCCAAAAAAGAAAACUUGGGAUAAAGUGGCUGUUCUUCAAGCACUUGCGUCCACAGUGAAUAGGGACAUCACAGCUGCCCCUUACGCAUUUCAGGAUGACCCUUACCUCAUACCAACAUCCUCUGUGGAAUCUCGUUCAUUUUUAUUGGCAAAGAAGUCUGGGGAGAAUGCAGCAAAGUUUAUUAUUAAUUCCCAUCCCAAGUACUUUCAGAAGGACAUAGCUGAACCUCAUAUACCGUGUUUAAUGCCUGAGUACUUUGAACCUCAGAUUGAAGAUAUAAGUGAAGCAGCCUUGAGGGAAAGAAUCAAACUCAAAAAAGUCAAAGCUUCUGUGGACAUGUUUGAUCAACUCUUGCAAGCAGGAACCACUAUAUCUUUGGAAACAAGUAAUAGUCUCUUGGAUUUGUUGUGUUACUAUGGUGACAAGGAGCCCCCAGCUGAUUAUCAUUUUCAGAAAAGUGAAAAAUCAGAAGAGUUGGAGGCCGCAGAGGAAAAUGAUGAGAAAUCUAAGAAGGCUGAUCAUCAGUUUGGAGUCACAUGGAGGGCAAAAAACAAUGCUGAGAGAAUCUUCGCUCUAAUGCCAGAGAAAAACUCACACUCCUACUGCACAAUGAUCCGGGGAAUGGUGAAGCACCGAGCUCCUGUGCAGGCAUUAAACUUGUACACUGAAUUAUUAAACAACAGACUCCAUGCUGAUGUGUACACCUUCAACGCAUUGAUUGAAGCAACAGCAUUGAGUGUGAAUAAGAAAUUGGAGGACAAAUGGAAUAAUAUACUGGAGCUGCUAAAACAAAUGGCUGCACAGAAGGUGAAACCAAAUCUACAGACAUUUAAUACCAUUCUGAAAUGCCUCCGGAGAUUUCAUGUAUUUGGAAGAUUGCCAGCCUUACAGACCUUUCGUGAAAUGAAAGCCAUCGGAAUAGAACCCUCGCUUGCAACAUACCACUAUAUCAUUCAGCUGUUUUAUCACCAUGAAAACCCUUCAAAAGGAUCAUCCCUCAUAAUCUAUGACAUUAUGAACGAAUUAACAGGACAGAAAUUUUCCCCAAAGGACCCAGAUGACGAUAUGUUUUUUCAGUCAGCCAUGAGAGCUUGCUCAUUUCUCAGAGAUCUAGAACUUGCUUAUCAAGUACAUGGCCUUUUAAAUACUGGAGACAACUGGAAAUUCAUUGGACCAGAUCAUCGGCGUAACUUCUAUUAUUCCAAGUUCUUCAGUUUGCUUUGUCUAAUGGAACAAAUUGAUGUCACGUUGCAGUGGUACAAGGACCUGAUACCCUCAGUAUUCUUUCCUCAUUCCCAAACUUUGAUAGACCUUCUCCAAGCAUUGGAUGUGGCCAACCGGCUAGAAAUGAUUCCUCAAAUUUGGAAAGAUAGUAAAGAAUAUGGUCACAUUUUCCGCAAUGACUUGAAAGAAGAGAUUCUGAUGCUCAUGGCAAGGGAUCAGCACCCACCAGAGCUUCAGGUGGCGUUUGCUGACUGUGCUGCAGAUAUCAAAUCCACUUACGAGAGCCAGGAUGCCAGACAGAUUGCUCCUGAGUGGCCAGCCAACUGCCUGAACUAUAUAGCUGUCCUCUUUUUAAGGGCUGGGAGAAUGCAGGAAGCCUGGAAAAUGUUGGGGCUUUUCAAGAAGCAUAAUAAGAUCCCUGGAAAUGAGUUGUUGAAUGAGUUUAUGGACAGUGCAAAAGCAUCCAACAGCCCUGCCCAGGCCAUUGAGAUAGUGAAGCUUGCAAGUGCCUUCAGCUUGCCUGUUUGCGAAGGCCUCACCCAGAGAGUGAUGGCUGACUUUGUAAUCAGCCAGGAACAGAAGGAAGCCCUGGGAAACCUAACCUCACUGACCAGUGAUAGCGACAGCAGCAGUGACAGUGACAGCGACAGCGAUGAAGGCAAAUAA
This is a messenger RNA of Odobenus rosmarus divergens (Pacific walrus), 2071 nucleotides long. RefSeq names its product pentatricopeptide repeat domain 3 (gene PTCD3). Gene Ontology annotation, biological process: mitochondrial translation. NCBI's taxonomy places the organism in Eukaryota, Metazoa, Chordata, Mammalia, Carnivora, Odobenidae. Gene Ontology annotation, cellular component: mitochondrion. The transcript is spliced from 24 exons. The record is from RefSeq and is a predicted model, not a curated record. The coding region runs from base 5 to 2071 and encodes 688 amino acids. Gene Ontology annotation, molecular function: ribosomal small subunit binding; rRNA binding; protein binding.